AUUGACUUUUGUUCCUUGUUCUUAUUUAAUUUAUGUUUCACUCUUUUUGACAUAGGUCCUUUUAAAAAUAAAAAAAUGUCCACAUUUAAAGGACUUGGAGCUCCCUGUCAGAAUAAGAAACAAUAUCAUGUAACUCAAGAGGUGUCGGGCAGUUCUAGCCAUUCAACGCCAUCUCCAUCGGCUUCUUUACUAAAGCGAAGCUUGACUCCUAGCCCAGGACUUGGAUCUGGCUAUCAGAAUAACAAAUCAGGGCAUGUAACCCAAUCGAUAUUGGGCAGUUCUAGCCGUUCAACACCAUCUCCAUCCGUUUCUUCACAUGGGAGAAGGCAGCCUAUUAACACAACUAAACAGAUGCCGCAAACAAGGCAACCUCCCCAACCGCCUCCUUCACAAUAUAGUUUACCUCGAGGUCCUAGGCCAAAUAUCACACCACUAAAUAACCAACAACCAAUCAUUUCUCCAUCCCUAAACCACUAGCAACAAAGUCCUACAUUCUCUCACCAACAACAUCCUUCAACAUCACAUAUACAUGAUGAUCUAUUUGAAGACAAUGAAGAUGUGGAAGAUGAGAUCGUUGAUUGGAAACCCAAUACCUACGGUGAUCUUAAUUGGGGAGAAGAGCCAUUAGAUCCUUUCAAAUCUCUAUCAGUGGAAAAAUUUGAAAGACCCAAUGUCGGUGUAAAUGCCGCAGGAAAGAUGUAGUCACUUGGAAUAUUUCUGAGUUCAAACUUAAAGACAUCAAGGAAGGUUAUGAAAAGUAUUUACAGAAUCGUGCUUACUCCAAUAUCAUGGGUGAUAUCAGGUGAGCAUAAUGAAUGAUAUUUAUUUUUACUAGUCAAUUUAUUUAAUUAACUUGAAAUAUAAUGGUUAUCCUUAUUACACUUGAAGGGAAAAACGGCCUGUAAUAGUGAAUGACUUCACUUGGGCUGCUGUUGAAGAGUAUAAGAGGUCAACGCAAUUUCAGAGGGCAUCUGCUGCUGGUAAGAGAAAUCGUAUUGCCGGUGGGGACAAAUGCAAACAAUAUGGGGGUUCUCGAGCUGCGGUUGAUGUGGCAGCCCAAGAGUUGAGGAUUACCGGUGAACAUAUAAAUCCUGUCAAACUUUGUGAGACCUUCCAUCCAAAGAAAAGGAAGAAUGGAGAGCUAAUUGAUUAUUCUUCACAACCGAAAGUUAUG
Molecule: messenger RNA, 1174 nt
Organism: Cuscuta europaea
Lineage: Eukaryota; Viridiplantae; Streptophyta; Magnoliopsida; Solanales; Convolvulaceae
Source: the annotation of a GenBank genome assembly